Symbiodinium sp. CCMP2456 is the source of this 2529-nucleotide messenger RNA. Lineage: Eukaryota; Dinophyceae; Suessiales; Symbiodiniaceae. The record is from the annotation of a GenBank genome assembly.
AUGGCCAGCGCGGAGGAGUUCAAUCAAGAGAUUAAUGUGGGCAAGGUUGCGAUUCCAGCACUUUCAUCUUUGCUGGAUGUGAGGGUUCCCUUCGUACAGCUGGAGUCCGAGCGUCUACAGGCUUCGGUGUCCUGGCUCUAUGGGGCAGUUCAAGCUCUGCAGCAGCAAUGCCUGGGGCUGAACUCCCGGCUGGAGCACCUUCAGGAGAUGAGCACCCCGAGCCUGCAGGCGUCUCCACUGUCUCCGCUGCCUUUGGACGCGGAGGAUGGCCGCAUGCAGCUGUGGCAGCACGAGCAGAAACGUGCCGCUGAACAAGCGCAGGUUGAACUGCGCUUCCAAGCCCUCUCUGCAUCUGUGGAGAGCAGGUUGCAGCACGCUGAUCUCGAGGCAUUGGAAGGAAAGAUGACGCGGAGACUCGACGAGAUUUCCCAACACUCCAAGCAGGAGAUCUCCUCCCUGGCAAGGUUGCUGGAGGGCAGCGUUUCGGCAGACCGCCGGCAGCUUCAGGAACAGUUCGAGGCUCUGCGCUGCAAGGUAGAGGCCCAGCUCGACGUUUUGUCGGCGUCCGGAGUCCAGAAUGCUGUGAAGGCUCUCCGGCAAGCUCCUCGGGAGCCGCCUCUGCCACAUGCUGUUCUUUCACGUGAAAUGCCCGAGGAAACGGCAUUCAGCCCCGAGAGGACCUCCGGCACCGGCCUGGGGGCGGAGCAGGCGCUGCAGUCCCGCCUCGAGCAACUGGAGCAGAGCCUCCAGCGGCUCUCACAGCGGGGAGCCCCUCGAGCAGAGGAAACUUCAGGUUCCGUGCCCGGCAUGGACGGCGAUGCCGUGUGGCAGCGGUUCACUGACGUGGACCAGGCCCACAUCAUGACCGUCCAAAGAAUUUCAGAGAUGGAAACACGCCUCGCCCGUGUUGAGGGGAAAGGCCCAGGCCGUCGCCAACGAGAUGGAACUGGAAAACUGGCACAGGCAGGUGACUGGGAGGUGCCGAUGUCCGAGCUUCAGUCCAGCCAUGCUUCCUUGGCAGAGGAAGUGGCAGCACAUGUCCUUCCAGCAGUCUCCACACUGCGUUCGACUCUCACGCAGAUAACGAAGUACAUUUCCGGCGACGCACCGGAGGAGGACAUGGCCACUUCCAUGAAAUCUGUGAAUGCCUUGGACUGGCUGCAGCAGCGCGUGGGAGCUCUCACGAAGGAGAAGGGGCACACUUUGGAGGCCCGCCUUCAACUCCUCGAGCAAGCGACCGGCAGCACAGAGAUCUUCCAGAAAGUCCAGAACCUCGAGCAGAUCUUAGGCAAGCUCGAUGUGGAUGCCGUCAAUGAGGUUCCUCCACAGCUGAUCAUCGUCAAAGAAGAUCAGGAAGUCUUCAAGCAGGACCUGCGGCGCGAGGUGCAGGAGCUGAAGGUGCUGGUCGGUUGCAUGGAGGCAUGCGUACCGAAAGAAACGCGAAAAGCGAUCCAGCUGUUCAAGAGGGGCGCUGGCGUCUCAGAUGAGGAGUUCAUCACCGCCGGUGGCCUGAAGCUUUAUGCAGAUGUGGAAGCUCUGCGAGAGGAGUUGCAGGUGCGCCUGGCGGAUGUGGAGACCAACUCCGCCCAGCAGCACGACAGCUUGAACUCCAUGGUUCAGGACCUGGAGACGAAACAGGAGAGGCUUUCCAGCGCAUUCCGAAAGCGCUUCGCCAGCGACGAUGCCACUCAACACCCAUUUACCUCGGUGGAGGGCAGGCCGGGGGCCCCGGGGACCUCUUGGCUCGGCAGCACCCCACGAUUGGAGUUAAUUGGGGACCUUUCGGUCGAUGUGCUGAUGGCGCCAUCUGCCUUCGAAGAGCUCUGCCGUGAGCGAGAUGUCAAGCCCGAGGAGUGGCGAGCCAAACUCGCCACACCGAUCGUUGCAGACAAAAGCUUGCAAGAGAUGACCGACAGCGAGAUCGAAGAUUACAACCGAAAAGUGCAAGAGAGGGCGCAGGAAGUCAGAAAGGACCGUGCCCUCUUGGCGCUGGAGAAAGCGCAGGACGGAAGACUCGAGCGGAAAGCGACCAAGGUCUGGAACCAGCACGCGAAGGAGAGAGUCAAGAUUCCAGCCGAGCAGGUGCCCGAAAUGCUGGAGUCUCUCACCUUCGAAGUUUCGAACAACGAGAUGCACUUCCUGCUGGGCAUCUUCGGAGCGACCCAGGGCUCGGACAUUGACCUGGAGCACGAACUGACUCAAAACGACUGGCACUGGCUGGUUGGGGAAUGUCAGAUCCUCAAGGAAUCUUACAAGUUCUUCUUCCGCAGGGAGGAAUGGGAAGUUCAGUACACGGAUCAGCUUCAGAAGUUGACUCUCAAGGAUCUUUGGACAACGAAGCUUUCCAAUCAAGGAGCGCACAAGAUCGGGUGGUGGUGGACCACAGGAGAGAAGGCCGGCCAGGCCAGCGUCCUGCAAAAGUUCGCCUGGGGCGCUCAGCCGGAGGUGGAAGAGGAGUUGCUUGGAAAGAUGGAGCUGGUCAUCGGUCCUCGGUUGAAGGAUGCAGAUGGCAAGCAGUCGAUGGAGUAG